GCUUUAAAAAGAUGUUUUGGAAAACGCUCGCUCGUUUUAAACUUCUCUGCACGAGGCUCGUAACAAAACAAAAAAGAAAAAGAGCCAUAGUGACGACGCGGGGACUCGCCGCUCGUCGGGGAUCGUUGGAUUCUACAUCUUGAAUGUGUCUCCGUUCACCUUUGACCUUUAAUUUAAGUGCUAAUGAGACCGACCGACAGCCGGUCGCAGGUUGUACGGUGUUGUUUACCCCGAUCGGCCGUGUUGCCCCUCUCCGGACUCAACAGAUGAACGAGGAGACGGAUAAUGACGGCUCGUAUCCGUCGGAGGAGGAAGAGGAAGAGCCGGACGAAGACGAGGCCACGCAACGUGUCAUCGAACAGAGUCUGCUUGAAUACAGGAAGCUCAAAGGCUUGAACCCGAGCAACCGGACCGCCGGGGAAGACCCCGACGACAUCUUCAAGGCGAUCGAGGAGGGGGACGAGGACGCGCUGAGCCGGCUGGCGGCGCAGACGGAGCGCCUGUCCAGGGUGGACGGACGGGGGUGGAUCCCGCUGCACGAGGCCUCGGCGCACCGCAGCAGGAGGAUCCUCGAGAUCACCUUCUCGGCGUCGCCCCCGGGUGCCGCCCAGUGUCGCACCCUGAAGGGCGAGACGCCGCUGUUCCUGGCCGUGGUUCACGGCCUCCGGGAGAACGCCACGUUCCUGCUGCAGAACGCCUGCAGCCCGGAUCUCCAGAACGACGAGCAGGACUCUCCGUUGGUGGCAGCUAUUCUGAACGACCAGUACGACUUGGCCACGCUGCUGCUGCGCCACGGGGCCGAAGUGGAUCAGACGGGACCGCUGGGCAGGACCGCGCUGCACGAGUCCGCCUUUCUAGGCCUGGAGAACUUCGUGUAUCUGCUCCUGGACUCCGGCGCCGACCCGAACGCACGCGACGUGACAAAGAAGACGCCGCUGGCUCUGGCUGCGCAGAACGGACACGUGGGCGUGGCGGAGGUCCUGUUGGAAAAAGGAGCCCGUGUGCGGUGUGACUCGGAGUCCGGCAGCCUCCUGUUCGACGCGGCGGCCUCGGGGAACCCCGACGUGGUCGCCCUGCUGCUGGACCACGGAGCCGACCCCAACGCGCCUCUGAGCGGCGGGCACCUGCCGCUCCACCGCGUGGCCUACCACGGACACAUCCUGGCCCUGGAGCGCCUCAUCCCGGUCACCGAGCUGGACGCCGUGAAGCAAAGCGGGAUGAGCCCCCUCCACUCCGCCGCCGCGGGGGGCCACGCCCACUGCGUGGAGGCGCUCCUCAAAGCCGGCCACGAUCCCAACUUCAUGCUGCACCCGAGGGUGCGCCGCGGCUACGCCGACGGGCGCAGGUCGGCCCUCUUCUUCGCCGUGUCCAACGACGACCUCCGGUGCGCCCGCCUGCUGCUGGAGGCCGGCGCCAUGGUCAACCAGGACCCCGUCAGCUGCCUGCAGGUGGCCCUCCGGCAGGGCAACUACGAGCUCGUCAACCGCCUGCUGAGGGCCGGGGCCAACGUCAACUACUACUCCCGCGUCAACACCAGCCACUUCCCCUCGGCGCUGCAGCACGCCCUGAGCGACGAGGUGCUGCUGCGGAUGGUCCUGAACCACGGCUACGACGCCAAGCGCUGCUUCGACUGUCCGUACGCCGCCGGCUCGCACGACGACGCCCCCUGGGCGACCUCCGCCACCAAGGACACGGUGUUCUGCGAGGUGAUCACGGUGUCCUGGCUGAAGCACCUGUCGGCUCAGGUGGUGCGCAUCAUGCUGGACUACACCGACCACGUGACCUUCUGCACCAAACUCAGGGACACCUUGGAGGAGCAGACGCAGUGGCCGGAGAUCUGUCGCCUUCAGAGAAACGCACGGGACCUGAAGCACCUGUGUCGGCUGCGGAUCAGGGAGCACCUGAGCCGCCUGCGCUUGAGGGGCCCGGUGUUCAUCAACUUCCUUCCACUUCCUCCGAGGCUGAAGGAUUUCCUUCGCUACAAGGAGUUUGAUGUGUACGGCCGGGGCAGCAUCGAUAGCCCACGCUGAGAAAAACACGUGUGUGCAGCUGUCACAGAUACCACAUGUGCCACAGAGACCGGCAGGAUUCAAGGUGUUUAACAUUAUUUUAGAUUAUUAAAAUGAUAUACAAAUAUAAUUAGUAUUAUUGUUAUUAAUAUUAAUUACAUUGUUUAAAUUUGUAUUAUUACAAUAUUUUUUAAACAUUAUUUAAAAUUAUUAAAAUUAUAUAAAAAUGUAA
Molecule: messenger RNA, 2241 nt
Organism: Pseudoliparis swirei
Lineage: Eukaryota; Metazoa; Chordata; Actinopteri; Perciformes; Liparidae
Gene: asb14b
Product: ankyrin repeat and SOCS box containing 14b
Exons: 10
Coding region: 144-2030 (628 amino acids)
Biological process (GO): intracellular signal transduction
Molecular function (GO): protein binding
Source: RefSeq, a predicted model, not a curated record